This is a messenger RNA of Eupeodes corollae, 3582 nucleotides long. RefSeq names its product mucin-5AC. NCBI's taxonomy places the organism in Eukaryota, Metazoa, Arthropoda, Insecta, Diptera, Syrphidae. The transcript is spliced from 5 exons. Bases 51 to 3203 code for a protein of 1050 amino acids. The record is from RefSeq and is a predicted model, not a curated record.
CGCGAAAACAGUUAAAGAAUUGAAGAGUUAAAUUUGCUUCAUCAGACAUCAUGGAUACAGUUUACGGAACGAAGAAGUAUUUUCAGAGCUUAUCAGCUGGGAGUGACAUUUAUAGAUCUUCAGCUUGCAGAGCAAUGACAAAUGACUAUUCCUAUCAGAAUACUCUCGGAAGACGUUCAACUCUCGGUGCAUACUAUCACAUGAACAAGCAGCCUUCAUUCACAAACGAACACAGUUUAGGCAGUCAAUAUGGAGGAGCCGGAGGAGGCGCUUAUAGUACAUGGGGCAUGUGGAGAGAUGGUCGAAACAUAGCUCCAUCAACAUUCUCAGCUAAACCACACCAUCCGCAUACUAAAACUAAGUCCUUUUCGAUAAUUUUAUCGACGGCUGCUUUUAUAGUUUUGUUAGCAGUUAUAUCAAUUGCAGGAUUAGCCUUUUAUUUUAGUUCGAUAAAAUCUAAUAUGGAAGAUACUGUCAUUGGAUUUGAAGGCUCAUUUCGUAUUGCGAAAGGUGAUCUAUUUACAACGGGCCUGAAGUACAACCAUACAACGACUUACAAGCAAAAGGUUGAGUACUAUAAACGAUUUGUCGAACGAAGUUUGACAGAUAAUGCUCUUCAACCAAUUCGAGUGGAUGUUGCUGGUUUUGGUGAUGGUCCAUUAAUAAAAGUCAGUUUUAGGACAUAUUUGGAUGUUAGGAAGUUACCACAAAACAUCCAUAGUGUCGAAGAGUACAUAAAGGAAUCCCUAUUUCUUGAGACAACUGCACUUAAGUCACUUUAUCGAUCUCUGAGGAUAGAUCCAGAAUCUGUUGAAGUUAAGAGAAUUCUCGAUGAACAAUUGGUUAAGUCUGCUUCACUUUCUAGAGAUACUCAAACGAACCCAACAAGUCAAACACAGUUGGAGAAGAGACUUCUGAAAAAAGGUGGAUUCCAUGAAAAACCAACUUUGAAAACUCUACCAAAUGCCUCGUCAAAAACAAAACUUUCCAAGCCCCCACACAGUGUCGAUGACGAGCCUGAUGUAGAUGUUGAAAAUGCACCUGUUAUCCAAGGGUCUUUUGAGGGUUCAUUUGAGAUUACAAAAACCGAUGCGGACAUCACCCAGAAGAAGGCUUCUCCAACGAAGGCUUAUAGCAAUACUCCGAAAUCUGUGACUCCUUUUCCGUUGAGGGUUAAGCCUAAGAAGCCAUCAGUGGAAAAAGUCUCAGCAAAGACAACUAGAGUUGAAGAUCAAACUACAACAACCACUAAGCAAACAACCACCAAAACAACAACUACUACGACUUCUACAACUAACACAACUCCAAAACCAACAACAACGACAACUUUGAAGACGACAACAACCACCACAACAACAACAACUCCCCCACCGCCACCACCCCCAACAACCACAACUCUAUCUGCACCAACUUAUUCACAAACUUACAGUCCUUCCACAACAACAGUGGAGGUUCCUAAACUUGAUGCCAAUUUAUUCACAUCGGCUCCGGUUCUUGACACUCAACCUUGGAGACCUAUUCGAGGGCCAGGAUCUGAGAUCUUUGAGCCUCCGAUACAAAUUGCCACACAAACUGAAAAUGUCAUAAGCAUAACCACCCCCUACGAACCAGUAAGACCGCCACCAAUGAUACAAGCUCCAGCUUCAUAUGACCCUUAUCCAUCGGGAUUCUUCAGUAAGCCGAACUUCAAUAAACCCGAGAACCGAGAGGAUACGAACGUCGAAGAUUUGGUCUAUUAUCACGGAUAUAGUGGGCCAGUUUUCAUGCCUGGUAUUGAUGGAAUCGAACCUUUAGGUUCAGCUCACGUUAAGCCCCAUCCUCUGCCGAAUCCAUUGAUAGACGAUGUCGUGAUACCAGCUUUCAAGCCUCUGAAUCCAACUCUCGGAACUAAUGGAAAAAUUCCAUUUGCAAUUGAGGCCGGUGACGAAAAGUUCGAGCACUUAGGAGGUGGAGUUAUUGUAAAGAAACAUGACAAUGAAUCGUCCACCACUACAACAACAACCACCACUACUCCUACUACUAAAUCAAUGCCAGCUUCUUCAACUACUGCUGCCUCCACAUCGACAACUUCGAUUCCUUCGAGUUCAAUCAAACCCAAGAACAGUUCAAAAGACUCGCAGAUAACUGAUCAGAUCGGUGAAUUCUUAAUGGAUCUCCUAAAUCUUCCCGAUGAAGACGUUAAGAAUACUACAGAUUUGGUAGAAUUGAAGCUAGAAUCUCGCAUUGAGCCUGAUUCGGAAGAGAGGCCUAAUUUCAUGAAUCUCAAAGAAAUCAUCUUGCAAAGAAAUCGAGGCUCCACAACUAUCUCCGCGGAGUCUUCUGCGCCUUCUUCAUCGUCAUCCUCUACGACCACCACCACGACAACAAAAUCACCAGGAACUAAGAGAAAUCGCAUUCGUCCAUCAAGGCCGUCAAAGCCAUUUGGAACACUAGACGAUUCAGCGCUAUUUCCAAGUCAGUCUAAGUGGGAGUUUGUAAAUGGUAGCUCUCCAAAUACCUAUGGCCACACGGGUUCCAUGAGGAGAGUCUUUAAUAAGACCCUUCAAGCUUGGGUUUCUGAGGACGUUGAGAAAGCCGAGAAUUUAACCCUGAACGACAUCAAGACUCGUAUCAACAAUGCCACAAAUAUUCAAGAUAUUUCCCUCAUUUUCGACACACUUGCUUCCAAGUUGGGAAUCACUCACAGCAUGCCAACGAAGAUUCCACCGUUUUCACACAAUAAACUCAAGAUAUCCCAGAGAAACGAGACGAAAAUAAAGCUCAUUACAACGACGACAAUGAUGCCCACAACCAGCACCACAACAACAACACAAACCAGACCCCCAACAACGACCACGAGACGAACUUCGACAACAACUACGACAACCCCCACUUACAUCGAAUACUCACAGGUUCAAAUGAAAGACUCAAAUGUGCCCACAUUCAGGCCUUUGAGUCCCAUGCUUCCCGAAGUUAUCGAAGGCGAAGCCGAGGUUGAAGUCAUCGAUCCCAAUAAAUAUGAAGAAAUGCUGAAAUCGUCACAAGUUCCACAUCUUUCGGUGGCAAGUACAACUGAGCUCCCCCGACUGGUUACCCUACUCCCAGUUAGAUCGAACUCUGGAAUUCGAACAUUUCGACCGUUAAUAGAUUCCCAAGCUGAAGGUCGAAGACUUACAACGCCAUCGGAGGCGGUCGUCAAAAGUGGUAUACACGUGACUGUUUAGAAGGCAAAAAAGACACGAACCUUUUUAAUCUUGAAGAAAAUUAAAAAGUAGAUUUUUAGUUUAUUUGAUAAAAAACUGACGCAACUUUGUGAGACGCAGAUUUAAUUUUUGUCCAUUUUGUUCCGAGGUUUGUCAUUGGAACAUGAACCAAAAUUUAACCUUGGAUCGACUUGGGACAAAGUAUUUUUUUUUUAAUUUUAAAUAAGUUUAAAAAUUAUAAAAUUAAAUCAUUUAAGAAUUUAAAUUUAAAAAAAAUUAAACACAAAUACUUAAGAUUUUUUUGGGUUACUUAAAAAUAAAGUUUGAUUUCUUAUAUUUAAGAGAUUAAUCAUAAAUAAGUUUAAGAAAUGAUUUUUUUUUAAAUAAACAACUAGGAAAU